UUAGCAAUUAAGAACAUUUUACGGAAUAAACAUUAAAUUACGCAUUUUGCAUUAUUUUCUCAAAAGUAAAUGUGUUGCAGAAAUUUAAUAUCAAUAUAAAGUGAAAUUAAAUAUGUAUACUAAAAAUUACAAAAAAAAAUAUAUAAAUUAAAUAUUUUGUAAAAUAAUGUCUUCAAUAUGUGAAUUCGAUCUAAGCAAUUCCAAUGGAGUUUACUAUAGUGGAGAAAUUAUUAGCGGUGCGAUAGUUUUGAAGACUUCAUUCCCCAAAGAUAUAAGAGACAUACGCAUCAUAUUUCGUGGCGAGGGCAAAGUAUGUUGGUCUGAAAAUGAAAAACGAAAACAUUCAGAUGGUAACUACACAAAUGAGUCGAUCAAUUUUGUGGCUAACAAAUUGUAUAGACAAUAUCACUACGGUUCAUGGCGAAGGUACACUACAACCCGGAACUUAUACAUAUCAAUUUGAAAUACAACUACCUCUAGAAUGUCCCACCGCUUGUGAAGGACGUUUUGGUCAUAUACGCUACAUACUGGCGUUAAUGCUAAGAAGGCCAUCACGUUUUGAUAAUACGUUUAGUAAGCCAUUGACUGUGAUAAAAUCACAAGAUUUAAAUUUAAAUCCAGCAUUUAGGACUCCUGUUACAAGUGAGGAUAUAUAUAAUUCCAUCAGUUGGUUUUGUCUGGGCGGCAAAAUUACUGCUACACUUUCAAUUCCCUUUGGAGGCUAUGCUAUUGGUCAAAGGAUAAAAUUUACACUUCAAAUCCAUAAUCAAUCAAUGAACGAUCUCUAUGGCUACACUAUAGAAUUUACUCGUAAUAUGAGAUUUACAGCCCAUUCUCCGCAUCUCAGGUCACGUGAUGACAUUACCAUAUUAUAUAAGAAAACUUAUGAUAAUAUUUGUAAAACCUCAACCACUCGUAUCUUUAAUGGUGAUUUCCAAAUAGUUUCUACACCACCUAGUACUGAGAAUACAGGUAUUUUACGUGUAAGUUAUAUAUUACAAGUUCUUUUAAAUACAGGAGGUUGUAAUGCAAAGAAAGUUAAUAGUGUAAGAAUACCAAUAUUUAUUGGUGAUGUACCAUUAAGAGAGAGUUUUGCAUCAACAGCUCCCAUUGAAAGUGAUAAUUUUAGAGCCACUGCACCCACAGCACUCGAUCUUACAUUGGAUGAGGAAAGAGAUAAUGAUUUGCCACCAAGUUAUCAGGAAUUAUGUCCUCCAUCUUUCGAAGAAGCUAUACGUAGUGGUUCACCUUUUAUAGAUAUUGAGGUAGAUGAACAUAAUCGUCAUAUAGGCUUUAGUCCGUUGUAUCCCACAUAUUCACAAAGUAAUAAUUAAGUUUUGCAGUUUAUGCUCGAAUAUAUUUUUAAAUAUUUUUAUAAAUUUUUGUAAUAAAAACAGAAAAUCAUAUAUCCCAAAAUUUU
Molecule: messenger RNA, 1420 nt
Organism: Lucilia sericata (common green bottle fly)
Lineage: Eukaryota; Metazoa; Arthropoda; Insecta; Diptera; Calliphoridae
Product: arrestin domain-containing protein 17-like
Exons: 4
Coding region: 327-1334 (335 amino acids)
Biological process (GO): protein transport
Cellular component (GO): cytoplasm
Source: RefSeq, a predicted model, not a curated record